Molecule: messenger RNA, 2290 nt
Organism: Cajanus cajan (pigeon pea)
Lineage: Eukaryota; Viridiplantae; Streptophyta; Magnoliopsida; Fabales; Fabaceae
Product: ribonucleoside-diphosphate reductase subunit beta
Source: RefSeq, a predicted model, not a curated record
GAAUUAAGGAGUGCAAAGUUUGAGUAAUUCAGCAAAGUAGAGAAGAAGAGGAAGAGAAAGCUCUAAAACCCUUCCCAUGUCGAACUCGGGGGACGCAAAUGUAAGGGCACAGCUACAAGAGCAAGAGCCAGAGCCAGAACCAGAACCGGAGCAGCAAUCGGAAGAAUGGGCGACGAUGGCUCGAGCGUGGCUGUGCUCGUUCCCGGAGGCCAAGGAAGUAGCCAUGGCCGAAGUGGAAGCCUGGAUCGACUCCAACCUCGCCUCUCUCCCCGAAGGCCUCCGAUCCAUGCCUCGCCCCGAUCUCUGCAACCGCCUCAUCUCCUUCCAGAAUUGCAUGAGACUCCCCAAUCAGGACAGGGAAGCCACCCAGCUUGAUCUUCCUCACGCGCGGUUUCAGCGCACUGAUCAGUGGAUUCCGGUGUAUUCGUGGUUGGAGACUUUGGAUAAGGAUGAGGUGGUUAAAUCCAAGGAGAUUUCUGACUGGCUAACGGAUAACCCUAAGGUCCAGGAACAGUUGUGCUCCAGACAUUCCAGAUAUCAUUUGAUGCACUACAUCAAAAAAUGCCAUAUGAAGAUACUGAAAAGAAGGGAAAAGAAGAAGGGUGUAGGUGUAGAACAGCCUGACAAAGACUCAUCAUUGAAGGUUCAGAAGGAUGUGGUGAUGAAACACCCGGCCCCAGUUACAUGUAGUUCUUUAAGCAAUCUGCCCAAAGAUAGCGAUUUGUUCUUGGCCAAAAGAAAUGAAGCCUACCGUAAAUAUGAGAUUUUACUGGAGUUGGAGAAGCUACUUUCCCCAGUAUUCCCGAAGCAGCCUAGCAUAAAUCAAUGAAAGUGUUGGAAACAGCAAUUAUUGUGUGAUCUGCAGAUUGUGAUAUUUGCAGUGACUGGGAACUCCCUGAUGUGGCCCUGCUCCAGGGGUACCCUUUUGCUCAUUUGUCUCCUCUUGAUUGUCAUUCACUGAGCAAUGCUGUCUCUCCUAAGUGUUUACGUAGGAAGUUAACUAUUCUCUUAACAGGGAAUGAUAGAUCAUAGUUGAUAAUCUACUUAGAAAGAAGUGUAGCAGAAUUAUAAGUAAACAUUACACUUGAUCCCAAGUUUGGUUAUAAUGAAUCUGAGUUGGUCUAAAGUUUCCUGUUAUGAGUAUUAAACAUUUUCACGAGCUCCUGUUAGGUGACGAAUAAAUGACAGUUAGGGUUAUGACUAGUCAACCACAGAGUUAUCGUCUAGUCUGGACUCGUGUGGUAUUUAUUAGUUAGAGAGGAUGGCACCAACAAUUUUAAUUAUUUCUCAUUGCAUGUCGAGAAAAAAAAAUCAGAAUUACCAUUGUCUACAUGUCCUAUAAUGUUAAUCAUUCCCCAAAACUCGCCUUCACUUUUGUAACACGAUUCUGUUUGCAAAAGCACCUUACUUUUGAGGGUGCAUGGAUGCUCCCAAUCCUCAUAACCUCAGAUAAAAUAAAUCAACGGCCCAAUUUAACCAUGACAUUUGACAAUGGGUUGAAGUCUUAAAAGGUUAUGAUAUAAACUUUUUCAAAUUUAACCCCUUAAGAGUUGAGAUUUCUAUCAGUGUAGUAUUAUUAAUUAUUUUAAACUCCUUAUUGAUAGGCCGAUGAGUGCUAUCACCCAUUACAACAAAUUGAAGAUUUGAAUACCAUUGCCUGCAUAGUUGUUCAGAAUUGUUUGAUUCAUUUGCAGACAUGUAUCGAAAUUUUUGUAUAGGGCAAAUGCCAUAAACAAUGUAAAUUUACAGGAAAGUGAGAAGCUCAGCAUUUUUGGAUUCUUUGCAUUUUCAAGAUUUGUAUAUUAACUCCCAGAAGCAAUCAGUUUCACAACAAAGUCCUUCCAACAAGUUGAUUUUGGAACGAAGCCUGAAAAAACGAUUCAGUGAUUGGGUUGAUUUUGGAAAGGGUUCAGUGAAAUUUUUGGGGGGUGUUGGGUGGAUGUAAGGCCUCUUAAUUUUAAGGUUCUUGUAACCUUGUACUUUGCGGCUCCAGUAGGUAGUGCAAUUGUGUGACUGCUUUGCUGCGGCAGAGGCUUCAAUGUUAAGAGAAGGAAUAAGAGAAAAAAGAAUAAAAAUUAAAAUGUAAUAAAAUGCAACACAUGCUUUAUACUCCACUUGAUUUGUUUUAUGUAGAAGGAAAAAGGUGUAUGACUACUCUGUUUGCUAAGAGUAUCCUCACUCUAUUUCCUUGGUGUAAACAUUGACAUCAGUAUUGAUAGGUACAUGAGCAAGCCAGGUGUCUUACUGUAAUUAAGGUGGAAACAGGUUAGGUAAGAUCAAGUUUUGGUGA